Molecule: messenger RNA, 2864 nt
Organism: Oncorhynchus nerka (sockeye salmon)
Lineage: Eukaryota; Metazoa; Chordata; Actinopteri; Salmoniformes; Salmonidae
Gene: ddx1
Product: DEAD (Asp-Glu-Ala-Asp) box helicase 1
Exons: 29
Biological process (GO): rRNA processing
Cellular component (GO): nucleolus
Molecular function (GO): protein binding; RNA binding; RNA helicase activity
Source: RefSeq, a predicted model, not a curated record
UGCACAUUAAAUCAGUGAGAAGAGACACGUCACAUCCGUUUUUUGUCAAAGUCGUUGGCAAAUAUGGCAGCGUUUUCUGAAAUGGGCGUUAUGCCUGAGAUCGCCCAAGCAGUCGAGGAGAUGGACUGGCUCCUCCCCACAGACAUCCAGGCAGAGUCCAUUCCGUUGAUCCUGGGGGGAGGAGAUGUCCUCAUGGCGGCAGAGACUGGGAGCGGGAAGACCGGGGCCUUCAGUAUCCCAGUGAUCCAGAUAGUGUAUGAGACUCUGAAGGACCAGCAGGAGGGGAAGAAGGGGAGAACUGCUGUGAAGAUUGGUGGAGCAGUGUUCAACAAAUGGCAGAUGAACCCGUACGACAGAAGCACAGCUUUCGCCAUUGGACCAGACGGACUGUGUUGUCAAAGCAGGGAGUUUAAAGAAUGGCAUGGCUGUCGCUCUACCAAAGCCAUCACCAAGGGGAAGUACUACUAUGUAUCAUGUCAUGACCUCUCUCUGUAGGAUCUCUCUCUGGUCUCCAGCCUCUCUUUGGACUUAGGUACCGAUAAGUACGGCUUUGGCUUCGGAGGAACGGGGAAGAAAUCUCACAACAAACAGUUUGACAGUUUCUGUCCUGAGUUCACCAUGCAUGACACCAUGGGAUGUUAUCUGGAUCUAGACAACGGACUCCUCUCCUUCUCCAAAAACGGUACUGACCUGGGCUUGGCGUUUGAGAUCCCAGCUCUUCUGAAGAACCAGCCCUUCUUUGCUUCCUGUGUUCUCAAGAAUGCAGAGCUGAAGUUUAACUUUGGGGGGGAGGAGUUUAAGAAUCCUCCCAAGACGGGCUUCGUAGCGGUGGACCAAGCUUCUGAGGGACAUGUGGUCAAAUCCAGCCAGACAGGCAGUGUUAAGGUGUCGGAGGUGAAGGCUGCUUCCUGUGGUCCCAAAGCUCUGAUCGUUGAGCCUUCUAAAGAGCUCGCUGAACAGACCCUCAACAACGUUAACCAGUGUAAGAGAUAUGUGGACAAUCCCAAGCUCAGAGAUCUUCUGAUCAUCGGAGGUGUUCCUGCUAGAGACCAGCUGGCUGUACUGGAACAAGGGGUGGACAUCGUGGUUGGAACACCAGGUCGCCUCGAUGACCUCAUCUCUACGGGGAAACUCACCUUGUCUCAAGUCCGCUUCCUGGUCCUAGAUGAGUGUGUAUGUACCUGUCUGACUGUCAGGUGUCUGGUCCUGGAUGAGUGUCUGUGUCUGGUCCUGGAUGAGUGUCUGGUCCCGGAUGAGUGUCUGGUCCCGGAUGAGUGUCUGGUCCCGGAUGAGUGUCUGGUCCCGGAUGAGUGUCUGGUCCUGGAUGAGUAUAUGUGUCUGGAUGAGUGUCUGGUCCUGGAUGAGUGUCUGGUCCUGGAUGAGUGUCUGGUCCUGGAUGAGUGUCUGUCUGACGUCUGUUAUUCCCCUAGUGUCUGUCUGAUCCUAUAUAUUACUCUGUUAUUCCUCUCUCUGUACCAGGUCAUCGUCUGCUCAGCGACUCUCCACUCCUUCGACGUAAAGAAGCUGUCAGAGAGGAUCAUGCACUUCCCCACCUGGGUGGACCUGAAGGGAGAGGAUUCUGUCCCUGAGACCGUACAUCACGUGGUCGUACCUGUCAACCCUAAACACGACCGCAGCUGGGAACGCCUCGACCGCAAGAACCACAUCCUGACUGAUGAGGUCCAUGCUAAAGACAACACCAGACCAGGAGCCAACAGCUCAGAGAUGUGGUCUGAGGCCAUCAAGAUCUUGAAGGGGGAGUACACCAUCAGAGCCAUCAGGGAACACAACAUGGACCAGGCCAUCAUCUUCUGUCGGACCAAGAUCGACUGUGACAACAUGGAGCAGUACUUCAUCGUACAGGGAGGAGGUCCAGAUAAAAAAGGCCACCAGCUUUCCUGUGUCUGUCUCCAUGGUGACCGGAAGCCCAAUGAACGCAAGACCAAUCUGGACCGAUUCAAGAAACAGGAAGUGAAGUUUUUGAUCUGUACAGACGUGGCGGCCAGGGGCAUCGACAUCCACGGAGUCCCCUACGUCGUGACUCUGCCAGAUGAGAAGCAAAACUGGGGAGACGUCCAUCUAGUCUGUCUGGUGGGGAGAGCAGAGAGGAUGGGGUUGGCCAUCUCUCUCGUUGCCAUGGAGAAGGAGAAGGUGUGGUACCAUACGUGUGCUAACCGGGGAAGAGGGUGUCACAACACCAGGCUGAAGGACGAUGGAGGAUGUACCAUCUGGUACAAUGAGAAGGAGCUCCUGUCCGAUGUAGAGGAACAUUUAAAGUGUACCAUCACCCAGUGUGAACCGGACAUCAAGGUUCCUGUGGACGACUUUGACGGCAAGGUGACCUACGGCAAGCGCAGAGCAGCAGCAGGUGGUAACUUUAGUGGUCAUGUGGCUGCGUUGGCUCCUACAGUUCAGGAGCUGGCCAAUCUGGAGAGAGAAGCUCAGACCUCCUUCCUUCAUCUGGGGUACCUGCCCAACCAGCUGUUCAAAGCCUUCUGAAAGCACACCUGCUGGUCUAGAUACGCAGUUACACCUGGGCUGACUUCAACCAACUUAACGUCCUGCUUCCUGUCUACACACACACACACACACACCUGUUCUGACUGUCUGUACCGUGUGCAGGUCUUCCAAAGAGAAGAGACUAGCGUAUCGGCUAAAAGCUAAACCAACACACCUGUUCUGACUACCUGGAGCAGGAGCUGUCGGAGUUCAACAAGUCUCUGGUUGGAGACGAGAUGGUCCAGGGUCUGGAGCUGAACGUUGUGACUAAAAUGAGUUAUUAUUUCCCUUCUAAAGGAUUCAUCUGAUAAAAUUACCCUAAAAUGAUUUGAGUUUGAUCUGUUAAAAUAAAGCGUCAAAUUAAA